Molecule: messenger RNA, 1494 nt
Organism: Heterobasidion irregulare TC 32-1
Lineage: Eukaryota; Fungi; Basidiomycota; Agaricomycetes; Russulales; Bondarzewiaceae
Exons: 2
Coding region: 1-1140 (379 amino acids)
Biological process (GO): positive regulation of ubiquitin protein ligase activity; anaphase-promoting complex-dependent catabolic process; positive regulation of anaphase-promoting complex-dependent catabolic process
Cellular component (GO): anaphase-promoting complex
Molecular function (GO): protein binding; anaphase-promoting complex binding; ubiquitin ligase activator activity
Source: RefSeq, a predicted model, not a curated record
AUGAGCCCCGUCCGCGCAGAGAGCCGACAGAUCCUCGAAAGUCCUAGGCGCCAACUGCGCAAUGUCUGCAAAACACCAUAUCGUGUUCUUGAUGCACCCGAACUUGCAGACGAUUUCUACCUCAACUUGGUAGAUUGGUCUAGUACAAACGUACUCGGGGUCGGAUUGGGUUCAUCUGUCUAUCUCUGGACAGCACAUACAGCGGCGGUGUCGAAGCUGUGCGAUCUGACGAGUACGCAUGACACAGUGAGCUCAGUGUCAUGGGUCCAGAAAGGCUCGACAUUUGCUGUGGGGACAUUGGCAGGGCGGCUGCACAUCUACGAUGCGAACACACUUCAGCUCCAGCGAACAUAUCAGCAAGCGCAUACUCAGCGCAUUGGGGCGCUAGGAUGGAACUCGCACGUGCUAUCGUCAGGCUCUCGAGAUCGGAUGGUGCACCAUCGUGAUGUGCGCGAGGCGACGCAGAAACCAUUCAAGAGGAGCGCAGGACAUCGGCAGGAGGUCUGCGGCCUGCGUUGGAAUGGAGACGGAGGACUGCAGUCAGGGAUCCUUGCAAGCGGUGGUAACGAUAACAAGGUUUGUAUCUGGGAUUUGAGGGGCUCUCGACGCCCGGGGCUUCCGGGAAGGGGGAGCGGAAAUACAAGCGGGAGUGCAAGCGAAGAGGGCGGUAUCGGGGACACUCCGUUGUGGAAGUUCCACGAGCACACCGCUGCUGUCAAGGCACUCGCUUGGGACCCUCACGUCGCCGGCGUAUUAGCCACUGGCGGAGGGACACAGGACAAGCAUAUCCGGUUCUGGAAUGUGCUGUAUGGGAACAAAUUGAACGAGCUAGACACGGGUAGUCAAGUUUGUAACUUGACAUGGUCUCUCACCUCGCAUGAGCUGGUCUCUACACACGGUUUCUCGUCAACGACAGCACAAAAUCAGAUUUGUAUAUGGAAGUAUCCAUCGCUGGAUAUGGUUGCGUCGCUAACGGGUCACUCAAGCCGCGUGCUAUAUCUCGCCAUGAGUCCUGAUGGUGAGACCAUUGUCACUGGUGCAGGCGACGAAACCCUACGAUUCUGGAACGCUUUUCCUAAGCGAGAGAACACGGAGGCAAAGAAAGAGAGUCGACUUGACUAUGGCCGGCUCAUUCGAUAACCGCUCAUCGCGCUCGCGUUAUUUUCCGCUUUUCAGCAUGUCGUCACCAUCCAGCUCUUCCCUACGAGUAGACUCACCAUGGACCUGCUGAUUACAUUGUUUUGUUCUUUCCCACUAACGGAUCAUCACGCUUCGCCCAAAAUCAUGUAUCAUUCCUCCCGCCACCUUUUCUCAUCAUCCCCCCUUUUCCUCCACCUGUCACGCACAUUCAUGCCUCUAAUACAUAUAUGCACACAUACAUACACUACAUGACACCAGCACUGUACGAUUCCAUCAUCUUCUUUGACCUCGAUUUGUUCGUUUGCUAUGGAUUCUUACGUUCUAUGAUAGUUGUUGUUCUUUUUGUUUCCUGUC